This is a messenger RNA of Ipomoea nil (Japanese morning glory), 480 nucleotides long. RefSeq lists its product as uncharacterized. The record is from RefSeq and is a predicted model, not a curated record. The coding region runs from base 1 to 480 and encodes 159 amino acids. NCBI's taxonomy places the organism in Eukaryota, Viridiplantae, Streptophyta, Magnoliopsida, Solanales, Convolvulaceae. The transcript has a single exon.
AUGAAGGAUAUUCUCAAACGUGCUGGCAUGGUGGACUGCAAGCCAGUAAUCACGCCUGUCUCUUCUACGAAAAUCACAGACGACGUGGUCGUUCCCUAUGCCGAUCCAACACAAUACAGGAGUCUUGCUGGUGCUCUCCAGUAUCUUACGGUAACUCGUCCAGAUCUAUCUUAUGCUGUUAAUCUCUUGUGUCAACAUAUGCAUGCUCCCACUACUACAUACUGGGCCUCUCUAAAGAGAGUCAUGCGGUAUGUCAAAUGCACCCUGAAUCUUGGCCUGCUUAUUUCUCAGUCUACAUCUAUAGAUAUUCACGCCUAUUCUGACUCAGAUUGGGCUGGCGAUCCGAAUGAUCGCAAAUCUACUAGUGGCUUUGUUGUGUUCUUGGGCAGUAAUCUUAUAUCUUGGGUUUUUGGAAGCAACGGACUGUGGCACGUUCUUCGACUAAAGCAGAAUACAAGGGACUCGCUGAUGUAUCUGUAG